Messenger RNA from Lindgomyces ingoldianus, 2988 nucleotides. RefSeq names its product Utp14-domain-containing protein. Bases 49 to 2988 code for a protein of 979 amino acids. The transcript has a single exon. NCBI's taxonomy places the organism in Eukaryota, Fungi, Ascomycota, Dothideomycetes, Pleosporales, Lindgomycetaceae. Gene Ontology annotation, biological process: rRNA processing. Gene Ontology annotation, cellular component: nucleolus; small-subunit processome. The record is from RefSeq and is a predicted model, not a curated record.
GUUUCUAGCUACAACGAACAGCUCGACCGAGCACUAGAUUGUACCACGAUGCCGCCGAGAAUAUCCAGAGGCUCGCCGCCAUCCACCAAACCCCGUCCCUCCAUCCGCAACCCCAGAAAAUCCCAAAAGCGUGCCCUCGACGCCUUUUCCAUCGCCUCGCACUCCACCACCUCCCACCAAAAAAUUCGACAACACCGUCUCGGUGAAUCGGAUCUCUCGUCUCGCCGUAAACGGCCCCGUGGUGAAGAUGAAGGUCCGGAGGAUAGCGAGGACGAAGAUGCAACCGACGCUCGGAAAAGGAAGAUGAAGAAAGUGGACAGUGGGGAAUUGAGUCUGGACGAGGGGAGUGACUCGGAAGGGAAUAAAUGGACGAUGGGACGUGUGAAUGAGGAUGAUGAUAGUGACAUUGAUAGCGACGAGGCAUUUGGGGAGAGUGAUGAGGAGCGGUUUGAGGGGUGGGUUUUUCGGGGGAGUGUGAGUAAUCAGAAAAGGAAAGGGAAGCCGAGGAAGAGCGCAAAGGUUGUGGAUGAUGAAGAUGAGGCAAGGAUUGAGCAGAUUGAUCUCGAUGAGGGAGAGAGUGCAGAUGGGGAGGAGGAAGAUGAGGAUGACUUGGGGGAGGAUGCGAUUGAUCUUGCGACGGCGUUGGAUCAGUAUGAGGAUAGCGAGGAGGAGAGACCAAAGAAUAAGAAAAAUAAAAAAGCGAGGUUUGAGGAAAGCGAUGGUGAGCAUAGCCAGGAAGAAGACUUUGCUCUAGACGGAGCCUCCGACCUCUCCAUGUCAGAUGAGGACGACGAUGCUGAUCCCUCCAAGAUGGAAAAGCUAAAGAACUUAAUAUCAUCAUUGCCAACAGAAGAAGAAGCUCCAGCCAAAGGCACGCGAAAAGUUGAGGUUCAUGAAUCCGGCACUCCCUCCGAAUUCGGCGUCCUCAGGAAAGUCGACAUUGCGAGCUUCAAACCCAAGGUCACAGACCCGGACCGGAAAAGGUCACUCAAACUGUUACGGGAUGAUCUGAAACCGCCUAAACGGAAUGACAUUGCUAGGAAGCUCAAUGCACCCCUCCCAAAACGUCAACAGGACAAGCUAGAUCGGACUGCCGCCACAGAGAAAACCAACGAAACCCUGGGACGAUGGGUAGAUACUGUCAAGCACAACCGGCGAGCCGAGCACCUAUCCUUCCCUCUCGUGCAUCCUCGUGCUGGGGAAACGUUCGGCGAGAGCCGCCUCCAGCCUACUACAACGGAAGCUCCUACGAACGACCUUGAGAGCACCAUCCAAAAGAUCCUCCAGCAAAGCGGCCUCUCUAAUGGGAAGGACGACGAACAGCAGAUACAGAAAUGGGAAGAGCUGCAGAUUAAUAAGCUGCCGCUUGAAGAAGUCCAGGCACGCCGGGCGGAACUUCGCAAGCAGCGAGAACUACUCUUCCGCGAAGAAGUUCGUGCAAAGAGGGUGAAGAAGAUCAAGAGCAAGGCUUACCGGAGAGUUCAUAGGAAGGAACGCGAAAGGAUAGAACAGCGAGAAAGAGAUGCUCUGAAGGCGGACGGUGUAGAUGUCUCCGAAGAUGAGCGCGAGUACAAUGAUCGCCGACGCGCAGAGGAGCGAAUGGGUGCAAAACAUCGAGAGAGCAAGUGGGCAAAAGGCAUCAAAGACAGUGGUAGGGCGGCCUGGGACGAGGACGCUCGCGCAGGUGUGACCGAAAUGGCUCGUCGGAAUGAGGAGCUUCGGCGAAGAAUUGAGGGCAAGGAGGUUCGUGACGAGGAUGAGGUUGGCUCCGAUAUAUCUAGUGAAGAGGAUGAAAACGAAGGUGGAGAUGAUGCAGACGGUGCCCAAGGACUACAACGCCAGCUGGGUCGCUUGAAGCAAAACCCUUUCGCUACUGACCAAUCCAAGCUGGGCUCUAUGAUGUUCAUGCAAAAGGCUGAGGCGGCGAGGAAGCAGAGAAAUGACCAAGAGAUAGAGCAUCUACGACGAGAACUCGCAGGAGAGGAGGGCCCGAGCGAAGACGAAGACGAAAAUGCUGCGCGCGCUGGCCGUCGAAAAUUCGGCCCUACAACUAAUGCAGGUAUCCCCACCAUACAAAGUAAACGCAGUGAGUUCGAGGAGAGACCGGAUUUCGAUGAAGAGGCAGCCUAUGAAGGCGCAAAUGAUAACGCCGCUCAAGACUCUCUGGAUGAUAUCACCAAGGCUACACCCACCAAGUCAAAGCAACCCCAAGGAGCGGCCUCACCAAGGAAUGUUGUGGUAAACAACCCUUUCUUAAUGAAAGCAUCGAAGGAGAAGAGGCCCAAGAAGAUGGAAGCCGGUCAAGAACCUGACCUCUCGUGGAAAGCGCAUGAUACAAUCCAAGCCAGCCAGCAGAAGGCAAAGCCGAAGACCAAAAUCAAGAUCAAAACGAAGUCAUCAGACGACAGUCUCCCUGAACCUGAGAUCAGUGCGCCAGACGCGGACGGCUGGCAAACUGUCACGUACGGUAAUAACACCAACCAAGAUCAGGAUGACACCGAGAGCGAGGGUGUUGACCUCGGCAUCGUACUACGCAAUCAGGAGCUCACAGCCAAAGGCUUCGCAGGUGAUGACGUCGAAGCCGAUUUCGCCGCUGAAAAGAGGGCCAUUAUGGAAGACGAAGAUGACAAGGUUAUCGACAACACACUUCCAGGCUGGGGCAGUUGGGUCGGCGAAGGACUCAGCAAGUGGGAGCAAUCUAAGAACAAAGGCCGCAGCCUCGUCAAGCAAAAUGGUAUACAGGCAAAUAAGCGGAAAGAUGCGAAGCUCGAAAGAGUCAUUAUCAAUGAGAAGAAAGUUCGGAAGAACAAAAAGUAUCUUGCGAGCUCAUUGCCGUUCCCAUAUGAGACUAAGGAGCAGUAUGAGAGGAGUUUGCGGUUACCAAAGGGGCCAGAGUGGACGACAAAGAAAACGUUUCAGGGUGCGACUAAGCCGAGGGUUAUUGUUAAGCAAGGGAUCAUCAGGCCAAUGGCGAAACCGCUGGUUUAG